GUCGCUCGCAAGUGUGCAGUGGGGAGGGGAGAUAGCAGCAGAUGGAGCGCGCGGCUCCCGAUAGAUAAACUUUCCACAUGACCGCGUUCACUCGGUUGCCAUGAGCGAGAGGGCUGAGCGGAUCGGGAUCUGCGCUCUUGACACAUGGGCGCCGUAGGCUCAGCAAAGCGCAGCCGCUCGCCGCCGCCGAGGAGGAGCGUCCCAACUCAAUGUUUGGUACAGCUGCGGGACGUUGCCUCCCACCGGUGACGUUUGCCACGUACUGAGGCCACUCACUUGCAGAGGGCACCUGAGGGCUACUCACAUUCUCUAUGGUGAAGAUGAGUGUGGACCCCGCGAAGGCCAAGGACCUCCAAAUUUGCGCCUCUUCCAAUGGAGAGAAGGGAGACUCGUGGGAGGAGACGGACGAGCUCCAAGAAGACCGCCCGGGACUCGCCGCCGCACCAAAACAGGUGACAGGCAGACGGGCCCGCAAGGUGGAAGGAGGCGUGUUCUUUCCCAAGCCCGAGAACGCCGUGACGAUCGCCGUGUCCACGCGGGUCCUGUUCCGAACGGAGCGGGAGCAGAAAGUGUUCGAGCGGCACGGCGUGGAGGAAUACCUGCGAUACCAAAUCCAACACGAGAACGAACCCUUCGCCCCGGGACCCGCUUUCCCGUUUGUCAAGGCUCUGGAAGCGGUAAACAGCCGUCUGCGCCAGCUGUACCCGCAAAGCGAAGAGCUGUUCGACAUCGUGCUGGUGACGUACAACCACGCUCACGUCGGGAUCCGCCUCAUCAACACCAUCAACCAUCACAAUCUUUUCAUUGAGCGCUUUUGCAUGACCGGCGGAAGCAGUCCGAUCGGCUACCUCGCGGCCUGGCACACCGACCUCUACCUGUCGGCCGACGCCCAAAAGGUCAGGGAGGCGCUGGCUGAAGGUAUCGCGGUGGCAACCGUGUUCAUGCCGGAGAAGCAGACGGAGGUGUCGGAGUCCCAGCUGAGGGUGGCGUUCGACGGCGACGCCGUUCUCUUCUCCGACGAAUCCGAGCGCAUCUUCAAGGCCCACGGACUGGACAAGUUCUUCGAACACGAGCGCCAAAACGAGGACACCCUGCUGGAUCAUGGUCCGCUGAAAGGUUUCCUGGAGGCCCUGGGGAAGCUCCAGAAGAAGUUUUACGCUAAAGGCCAGCGCCUGGACUGCCCCAUCCGCACCUACUUAGUGACGGCCCGAAGCGCGGCCAGCUCGGGCCUCCGGGCCCUGAAGACCCUCAGGGCCUGGGGGCUGGAGAUCGACGAGGCCUUGUUCCUGGCGGGGGCGCCCAAGGGCCCCAUGCUGGAGAAGAUCAGACCCCACAUCUACUUUGACGACCAGAUGUUUCACGUGGAGGGCGCGGCCGAGAUGGGCACCAUUGCGGCCCACGUGCCUUACGGCGUUGCGCAGAAGCGGCAAGCGGGGAAGUAGAUGAGAGGAGAGGAGAGGAGAGGCGGACAUGAACUUUUCCAUUUAAAAGUCUCGGCCAAUCCUUUUGCGGGUUAUGCAACCAACGGUCUUUUCCUCAUGUUAGUUUUUGCUGCUUUCAAGCCACGACGACAACGGAAGGUCAACGCCGAGGAUCAGGGAAUGCGAUCGACGCGGCCAAUAAAAUAAGCCGGCGCUACAAUAUGGACUGAUGAAAAGGUCGCAACAUGUGCAAUGAGCGUAUUUACGUUAGCAUCUGCUCGCUACGAGCACAUGACUGAUAACACUCCCCAAAAAAGCACUUUAGGUGCUUCGUGGGUUUUGUUUGAAUUUUUUUUUUCUGAAAAAUUUGUAUCAACUUAAAAUUAAUUGUACAACCACGGUUGCAUUUAACUUCCACUUUACACGGCGAAUGUAUGUCAUGUUAUGAUUACAGAGCCCCAAUCAAAUCCAGUUUUGCCUUUGAGUCGUAAGCACGCCGCUGGUGAGCACGUCGGCCUCACAGUGCGCGGGUUCGAUUCCAGCUCCGGCCUUCCUGUGUGGAAUUUGCAUGUUCUCCCCCCCACCCCCGCCGUGCCUUUGUGGCUUUUGUGGCGCGCGGCCUUCAGUUGAUUUUAACAACUGAAAAAAAGGCACGAGCGCCGUCUACCAUAAGGUGGCAGCACCGCAAUGCAAAUAAAUGUUCUGCAGAACGGUGGCCUCCA
This is a messenger RNA of Hippocampus comes (tiger tail seahorse), 2143 nucleotides long. RefSeq names its product 5'-nucleotidase, cytosolic IAa (gene nt5c1aa). Gene Ontology annotation, molecular function: magnesium ion binding; 5'-nucleotidase activity; nucleotide binding. The record is from RefSeq and is a predicted model, not a curated record. Gene Ontology annotation, biological process: adenosine metabolic process; nucleotide metabolic process. The transcript has 7 exons. Lineage: Eukaryota; Metazoa; Chordata; Actinopteri; Syngnathiformes; Syngnathidae. Bases 312 to 1442 code for a protein of 376 amino acids. Gene Ontology annotation, cellular component: cytoplasm; cytosol.